Fusarium keratoplasticum is the source of this 1098-nucleotide messenger RNA. RefSeq lists its product as uncharacterized. The coding region runs from base 34 to 1098 and encodes 354 amino acids. Gene Ontology annotation, molecular function: protein binding. The record is from RefSeq and is a predicted model, not a curated record. The transcript has 2 exons. Lineage: Eukaryota; Fungi; Ascomycota; Sordariomycetes; Hypocreales; Nectriaceae.
UAUUUUGUGCUCCCAGAUCCAAAAUCCGCGCCAAUGAAGGUCCAACAGAUCCUAGUCCCCAAGACAGCUCCGAGGAGCAAGCUCAGACCCUCGAAUACCUUUGACUCGGCCUUUUACAUCCACCCUCACAUUGCCCCGGAUCAGGAUCCCUGCAAGGGCCGACUGCUCCGUGCUUCAGCCGCCGUCCGGGAGGGCACGGUUCUCCUCAUUGACACACCCUAUGCUAUCGUGCCUUCAGUGAAUUCUGACAAGGAAGACCUCAUUUGCAGCAAUCUCUCGUGUUCGCGACGUGUGCCCCGGGACGGACAUGGUGUCCGGUGUCACCGGAAUUGCUUCCAGGAUGUUGUGUGGUGCAAUACUGCCUGUCGAGCUGCCGACCACGUUCGACAUGGCUUCGAGUGCCUGUGGCUGAAGGAGAAGGGAGAACUCAUCCGUGACCGGGAGGGCCAGUACAAUUUCGUCACCAUCUGGCACGUUGUGCGUCUGCUUGCUACGUGGAACAUGGAACUGAAGAGUGGUGCCUCAAUAUCCCGCCAUCGAUAUCCCAGGGACGACCAAUUCAGCCGUGGCUGGAAAGCUGUCGAGAUGUGCUGUUCAUACCUCGACUCGUGGCCAGAGUCGCAAAUCAACCACUGGAAGAGACUGGCCGAGGAGUAUCUAAGUGAUGCAUCAGUGCUGCCGUGUGUCCUGAGUCCUGAUGAGAUGCUGUCGCUCAUUUGCAAGGAGGAAACCAACACCUUUGGACUCUACCCAAAGGUGACAGGCCCUCUGUACAUGAUUGAUCGUCCUACUGCGAGAGGAGAUUCGUAUGGGUUGAGCUUGUACCCUCGGGCUGCAAUGUUCAACCAUUCUUGUCUACCUAAUGUCACACACAAGCCUGAUGCCCAAGGACGAAUGGUCUAUACCGCCGCGCGUGAUAUUGCCAAGGGUGAAGAGUGUAUGAUCACCUACUUUGACCUCACGGCGCAUGAGGACGUUGCAAGUCGACAGAAGCAUGUGCAAGAGCAGUUCCAGUUCAAAUGCACUUGUGAGAGGUGCUUAAGUGAAGAGGCAGAGGAAAAUUUGGAAAACAUGGACUGUUUACCUUUUGGAUUCUGA